Messenger RNA from Elaeis guineensis (African oil palm), 1789 nucleotides. The record is from RefSeq and is a predicted model, not a curated record. Lineage: Eukaryota; Viridiplantae; Streptophyta; Magnoliopsida; Arecales; Arecaceae.
GGAGACAUGCAAUUAAAGGGUUUGAGGUAGACGAGGACCGGUGAGGAGAAAAGAGUUGGUUGGCGAGUCUGGGGGCUCUCGUCCACCAGUUCAUCGAGGGCAAGCUCUCCUGGUUUUCUCAUGGCUCUCACAAUACUGUUCUUUCUCUACUACCUAAGCUCCACUGCUCUCUCAGCGUCUAUUAUCACCCAUCUCCCGGGCUUCCAAGGGCCUCUACCCUUCUACCUGGAAACAGGGUAUGUGAGUGUGGAUGAGGAGAACGGCGUGGAGCUAUUCUACUACUUCAUAGAGUCGGAGAGGAAUCCGAGUGAAGACCCUCUCCUUCUCUGGCUCACUGGAGGACCAGGGUGCUCUGCCUUCAGUGGUUUGGUCUUUGAAAUAGGUCCUCUAAAAUUUGUGACUGCGGAAUACAAUGGGAGCUUGCCAAAUUUAGUCUAUCAUCCAUACUCUUGGACAAGGGUAGCCAACGUCAUCUUCCUAGAUUCCCCAGUUGGAACUGGGUUCUCGUUUUCAAGAAAACCUGAAGGUUACGCAGUUGGGGACAUUUCUUCAUCCAUGCAAGUCUACAAGUUUCUCAGAAAGUGGUUUGUUGAUCACGCACAAUUCCUUUCCAAUUCUCUCUACAUUUCCGGCGAUUCUUAUGGUGGGAAGGUUGUUCCAGUUGUUGCGGAUGCAAUAUCAAAAGAUAUUGAAGCAGAUCAGCAGUCACGCCUUAAUCUCAAGGGUUAUUUGAUAGGUAACCCAGCAACGGGUUUAAAAGUUGAUAAGAAUGCUCGAGUCCCAUAUGCUCAUGGAGUGGGGAUCAUAUCAGAUGUACUCUAUGAGUUGAUACAAAAAAAUUGUCAAGGGGAAGACUAUGAAAAUCCUGUGAGAGAACAAUGUGUGACAAAGCUUGAUGCUUUUCAUAAGUUCUACUCAGAAAUUCAGACAUCACAUAUUUUGGAACCUAAAUGUGCGGCAGCAUCCCCAAAGCCUGAGGAUAUGAUUGGGGAUAGAAGAUCAGUGAAGGAGUUAGAGCUCCAUAGUCCACCACCUCAUCCUGCUCUCAAGUGCAGGUCUUAUGCUUAUUUUCUAUCCUACUAUUGGGCAAACAGUAAUAUCACAAGAAAGGCUCUCCACAUCAAGAAGGGAACAGUGAGAGAAUGGCAGAGGUGUAACUCUGACUUAGCUUAUGCUAAAGACAUUCCAAAUAAUAUAAAUUAUCAUCUUAGCCUUACCAAUAAAGGUUAUCGUGCUCUCGUAUACAGUGGGGAUCAUGACUUGGUGGUACCUUUUGUGGGCACGCAAGCAUGGAUUAGAUCUCUCAACUUCUCUGUUGUGGAUGAGUGGAGAUCAUGGCAUGUUGGAGGUCAAGUUGCUGGGUAUACAACAGCAUUUUCCAAUAAUUUAACAUUCGCAACUGUAAGGGUAAGUUACACACACACAUAUAUAUAUAUAGUCUCUUGUACCAAAAAAAAAUCAUUUCUCUCAGGAAGAGAGUUUUUAUUCAGAGUUAUUUUAUUUUUUCAUCUAGGGUGCUGGUCACACAGCUCCGGAGUACAAACCUGAGGAAUGUUUGGCUAUGCUCCAAAGGUGGAUUUCUAGUAGGCCUCUCUGAUUUACUUUCGUCAUGUUGCAGAAUGGAGCAAAUGUACAUAAAAUGCAGGAUAGAUUGUUGGAUGUACUUGCUCCAGAACAAAAGAACAAGUUUGAUUUAGUUUGUGAAAGAUGUUCUCGGUUAUUCUCGUGUUCUCUUUAAUAAAUUUUAGUUGGGCCUUCCCCAGUUAAUUCUUCUCAAAAAAAAAAAAAA